AUGGCUACAAGUCGCUACCAGGGACACUGCAGGACAAGUGCUCUGGAGGAUGACGAUCACGAUGAUGCAGUCAUUAUGCCAAAGACCGCUAGUGUGAUGCCAUUGGCUGGAAACAUUCCUUCGACACCACCCCGCAACAAGCAAAUCCUUGUGCUGGUAACGCCCCCGGACUCUCGGUCACGGCCCAACUCCGACUUUCGUUCUACCUCUCCACCUCGUACCCCUGUCCGACGUUCCGACGCCCCAAAGGACACGGAGCCGCUGACCGUCUUAGAAAACCUUUCUGAAUGGUCUAGUGACCAGUCAACUACUAUUCCUUUUCUGCCCCUGACAGGGCUUUUGACGCCCGACAACACGCCCCCGCGUCUUAGUAAACCGCGGUCCAGACCCAUCAGUCAUAAGAAAGAGACGACAGACAAAUCGGAGUCAAGCCUCUCUCUGGAAAUCAUCUCGACUGUGGUGAAGAUCUCAGAAAUCUCUGAGCAUAACGCGGAACACAUCUUGUACACAGAAAAAUCAGAGCAUGUCGAGACACAGCGCAAAUCCAUUGCCGAGAAGACAAAAAGUCAAUCCUUGAAAUCGGCCAAAGCCCCUAAUCGCCUCUAUGUUGACCAAGACACAGGAAUAUCGGAGCAAGCCAAGACACAAUGCAAUGGCCUUCUCAAGACGGAGAAUCGUCGGUGCCACAAUCUGGUCAAAGCCCCUAAUAGUUUUUGCCACCAUCAUGAUAAGCAAGAUACUGGCCCUCCUCCUUCUAUUCCAUCGGCGAAUGGGAAGGGUCCACAGAGCCGUCAAUCGAGAGACACCACUGCAAAGCCAACAACAAGUGUGAAUUCGAAACCUCCUGUUCAACACAAUCAUGAGCAUCCAUCCCAAUGUAACAUCACCCCUACUACCGUCCGGAGAACACCGCAAUGUAGUGCCAUAGCCAAAUCGACAGGACGCCAAUGUGAACAUGGGACCUUGACUGCCCCCGGACAACUCACAAAGGAUUCUUCCCAACCGGUUUUCUGUCGUGUCCAUACAAGAGGAAAUGUGAAACAUGUCGAUGUCGAGUUGACCAAAGUGCAGAAAGAGCUUUCUGCCCGCCUUUCUGAAUUUAUACCUGAAUACCUGCAACUGGAUACCCAGCAGAAACUUCGAAACGCCAUCAAAAAGGGUCUUUCGUCGAGGCACAAGGAACCAGGCUAUGUAUAUGCGCUUGACGUGUCCGACCCGGAUUACGAAGGAAAGCUCGUGUUGAAGAUUGGGUUUAGUGAGAACGUCAAGAAACGCCACAAACAGUGGCAAACGAAACAUCCACUGUCUAUAAAAGACGUUCGCGGGUGGUGGCCCAAGACCAUAAUCGAAGCUAAAGACGAUGACAAAACCUUGAUACAGUCACUCAUCGACAGUAAUGAUCAGGGCGCCUUCGGUCUGAUGGCGGCAAAACUCGAACAAUUGGUGCAUAUUGAACUUUGGGACCUAGUGACGCACGUUGCUUAUCUGCAUCCCGAUUUUCCUAAAGUCCUCUAUUCGGAUUUAAAAUACCAGGACAAGGCUGUUCCUAAACCCUGCGGUGAACUUUGUAGUGGAUAUCCUAAAACACACAAGGAGAUAUUCGCAUUCACACGCGUCGAGAAAGGUGGUAAAUUCUUUAAGAGAGAAUGGGAAGACAUCGUCAAGCCUGUGAUCAGGAAGUGGGGGUUAUUCCUCAUGGAAUAUUAUGCUGAAGGUGACGAUGCCAUGAGUUUUGACUAUUGGGCUCUUAGUUUUGACUCUUGGGCUCUUUUUAUAACUAUUGGGGAGGUUCACCUGUGGACGCUGUUAAUUUUGUCGCGGGUAUUUACUGGACUUACUUGGGAUGUUGUACACUAG
Messenger RNA from Suillus subalutaceus, 1857 nucleotides. RefSeq lists its product as uncharacterized. NCBI's taxonomy places the organism in Eukaryota, Fungi, Basidiomycota, Agaricomycetes, Boletales, Suillaceae. The transcript has 5 exons. The record is from RefSeq and is a predicted model, not a curated record. Bases 1 to 1857 code for a protein of 618 amino acids.